AUGUUGACAGGCCAUCGUAAUUUGUGUAAAGAACAACUUCGGCUAAGUAGAGAAGUAUUUAUAAGUCUUGCUAAUAUCCUUAGAGAACAACAACUCUUAGUAGCUGGUAGAUAUAUAAGCAUUGAAGAGCAACUUGGGUUAGGUUUGUACAUGCUAGCUAAACCUGCUUCUGUUCGUGAUGCUGCUGAAAGAUUUCAACACUCAACAUCAACUAUUUCGAAAUAUUUCAAAAAGGUAUUACAAGCAUUGGAAGCAUUGUCGAGUCAAAUAAUUCGACCAUAUCAAAGUAUGUAUGAGACACCUCCAGAAAUACAAAGCAACAUCAAAUACUGGCCUUUCUUUAAGGAUUGUGUUGGUGCCAUAGAUGGUACCCUUAUACAAUCAGUUGUUGCAGAUGAUGUAGGCAGGGCUUUUAGAGAUCGUCACGGGGAGAAAACAUGGAAUGUGAUGGCUGUGUGUUCACUCAACAUGUUGGUUACUCACAUCAAUGUGGGCUACGAAGGGAGUGCACAUGAUACAACUGUAUGGAGGCGAAGCUUAGGAGAUGCCAGAAUGGGAUUCCCUCAUCCACCAUCUGGAAAAUACUAUGUAGUCGAUUCAGCGUAUCCUAAUACACUCGGGUACUUGAGUCCAUAUCUAGUACCUGGGUUGAGGUACCAUUUGCCUGACUUCAGAAGAGGGACUCCACCACAGGAAUGUAUGAGCAAUUCAAUUACCGACAUUCUUCUUGUCGAAAUGUAA
Molecule: messenger RNA, 741 nt
Organism: Beta vulgaris subsp. vulgaris (sugar beet)
Lineage: Eukaryota; Viridiplantae; Streptophyta; Magnoliopsida; Caryophyllales; Amaranthaceae
Exons: 3
Coding region: 1-741 (246 amino acids)
Source: RefSeq, a predicted model, not a curated record